CCCCAUGUUGCAAGACUCUCCUCUGGCAUUGGACCUCGCUCUGAACCCUCCAAGACACGCCGACUAUGUUUGCUGUGCUACUCUCUCUCGCGAGCAUCGUAUCCUUCGUGCGUGCCCUGCCUGCUGGACACCUCACAGCGCAGGAUACCCCUGUUUGGUGUGCUGGCUUUGGUCCCGGCGCAUUCGACACUGGGUACAACUUCACAUUGGCCGCGGUGAACGUAACACUUCCGAAUGCCAACUCGACAGGUGCACCUCUUGUCCUUGGACAGAACGGGGCCGCCGAUGGUGCCGAGUUCGAGGUUCUUUCGACAUAUGCAUCGUACCCGUAUAACGACUUUCCGACACUCUCCCUUUUGGCUGGCUCGCUCAUCCCGAACUCUGCGAGCGGUAUAGCCUCCGUGGAUUCAGACGUCUCUUCCGGUGACGAACUCGCCUUUGUCACCUCGAGCUCCGGUCUUUCCUCUCCAGCGCAGAUAUACUGCGCUAUUGCCGACACAGACCCGACGGAGGGCAGCCCAUAUCCGGUCCUCGCUGUUAAUGGCGACACCGAAGGCUUCGCGUUAUGCAUGAACGGCGACGGUCCAUACGCGCAAAACAACGUUGUGUGGCAGCCUACGGACGACAACGGUGGCGAGUAUCUGUAUGAUACGUGUUACAACGUGACGAUACAGCUGCUUGGGUUGAAUUGAAGGGUUGGAACAUAUGGAUGAUAGCCUUUGUGGACUGGACUGCUGUUACGUUGGAAUGCAUGGACAUGAUGACGAUGGGCGGACUUUUUACGAUUCUCUCGACGUAGCUUUGAACACGGCAGAUUACUCAAUACACAACCUUGAUUAGAAAACGGAUUUCGGCAGGAUUUCGGCCGGCAUAGCAUUCCUGCGCAUGAAAGGUCA
Messenger RNA from Laetiporus sulphureus 93-53, 896 nucleotides. RefSeq lists its product as uncharacterized. NCBI's taxonomy places the organism in Eukaryota, Fungi, Basidiomycota, Agaricomycetes, Polyporales, Laetiporaceae. The record is from RefSeq and is a predicted model, not a curated record. Bases 66 to 692 code for a protein of 208 amino acids. The transcript has 3 exons.